Molecule: messenger RNA, 1150 nt
Organism: Phlebotomus argentipes
Lineage: Eukaryota; Metazoa; Arthropoda; Insecta; Diptera; Psychodidae
Product: clavesin-2-like
Exons: 3
Coding region: 59-958 (299 amino acids)
Cellular component (GO): membrane
Molecular function (GO): phosphatidylinositol bisphosphate binding
Source: RefSeq, a predicted model, not a curated record
UCAAUUGAUACACACACUCGCUGCUUUUUUAAUUGGAAAAGUCUCUUUUAAUUAAAAUAUGGAUAAAACCUCACUAAACGCGCGCGACGAUGAAAAUCUUAGAGCGCAAGCUCUUAAUCAGUUUCGUGAAUGGAUAUCGAAACAUCCGCAGAUAAGGAAGUGCCGAACGGACGAUCAAUUCCUUCUUCGUUUCCUGAGAGCAAGGAAGUUUUGUGUAACUGAAGCGUGCCAAUUGCUUGUGAACUACUUAUCUAGGAGGAAGAUGCUGCCGAGUAUAUUCGAGAACCUCGACUUCAAAUCACCAGAGAUUGAUUUCUUCAUUCAGAAUAAAAGUGUUUAUAUUCUUCCCGAGGUGGACAAGCACGGACGUAAUGUACUGUUUUUUGAUGUGGGACAAAUGGAUCCGAAGCAAUGCACAGCCUUGGAUUGCUUAAGGAUGUGCAAUGUUUUAUUUGAACACUUAAGCAUCGAUGCAAGGUCACAAACCAACGGAGUGGUUAAGGUGGUUGAUUGCACAAAUGAAGAAUUUGCCUUUGUGGCCAUGUGGACACCAGCGAAGAUCAAGGAAUUCUCUCAGUGCUGGCAAAAAACCUUUCCUAUCAGCUUUGCAAAGAUUUAUUUAGUUAACAUGCCCUCUUUCGCGAACGUUGCGCUAAACCUCUUCAAAACUUUUAUCAGCAAUAAGCUUAAGGAGCGAAUUAAGACAGUUAAUGGCUGGCAGGAAGUAUUCGAUGAUUUGGGAAGAGACAUCUUUCCGGAGGAAAUUGGUGGCAAAACUCCAUCAGCAAAGAUAGAUGAAUUGUUCAAGAAAAACCUCCUUGAGACCCGAGAAGAAAUUCUCGCCAUCGGCGACUUGGAUAUUGAAGUCUCCAAUACAGCUGUGAACUUUGGCAACAGUUACGAUGCUGAUCUCGACACGGCGAUCGUCGGAAGCUUUCGCAAAAUUUCUGUGGAUUAACUCAGGCUUUACGCCAAAAAUGAAUAAAAUUAGCACCUGCAGGAGUGAUAAGAUUACACCGACUCUCACUAAGGUUUCACGGGUGUGAAGGGGUUUAAUGGGUGUGCGCUUUGAGAUAAAAGCGAGCAGACAGUGAAUAGGAAUUGUAUUUUGUGCCUAAUAAAUAAUUUUAUUAAAAAUAUCUCAAUAAUA